This is a messenger RNA of Neospora caninum, 756 nucleotides long. Its product is annotated as putative zinc finger MYND domain-containing protein. Bases 1 to 756 code for a protein of 251 amino acids. The record is from RefSeq and is a predicted model, not a curated record. NCBI's taxonomy places the organism in Eukaryota, Apicomplexa, Conoidasida, Eucoccidiorida, Sarcocystidae. The transcript has 6 exons.
AUGUCUCUCGACGACGUGGUUCACGAGAAGUUCACUUUCGUCUUCGUCCCCGCGGACAUCAAUGACCCCGUUGAGGAGCGCGAGUUCGAGGGCGAGGAGAAGCGUUUCCGCUCAACCCUCAAUUCGCACUUUAAUCGGGAAAACCUGCUCAAGACUGAGGCAGAUCGGUUCAAAGACGACCUCAGCAAGAAGGCUGACGGCAAGCUCUCGGACGAACAACUCUCGACUCUCAUCGGCGCUCAGCACACCUACCAGAUCAUUCCCUUAAGCCUGCCGACGAAGGCGAACGGCUUCCGAGGCACCAACGCGUACAUUGACAGCAUCGGCCGCGUGAAGAACCUCGCCGUCAACGCCCGCGCCUCCCGGAUUUGCUCCACAGACAUACGCGGCGACUGUUUUCUCUCGACGACGUUCGACGAUGAAGAAACGUUCAAACGCGUGAACUUCACAAAGAGCGACUUCGAGGGCCUGAUGGCGAAGCCUCCAGAUGCGACAGGCCGCUGGAGUGAAACUGCCGCGCUCUCGCAGCUCCUCAGCCAGCAGCACGCAGCGUCGCGUCCUGCGUUGGGCGCACCAUCAAGCGAAAAGAAACCCAAGGCGUGCGCGAACUGCGGAAAGCAAGAAUCUGCGGCGACUCCGGAGAACGCAAAUCCGCUGAAACUGAAGCGCUGUGGAGCCUGCGGGGAGGCGUUCUACUGCAGUGCAGGGUGUCAACGAGCAGACUGGCGGCUCCACAGGCGCGUUUGCAAGAAGUGA